AUGGGCAGUCUCUCCAGAGAAGUCGACGAAUGGAUUCAGGAGCCCAACCUCCAUCCCAAGAGGAGGCCACUCACCGCUGCUCAACGAGGAGUAGCGGCAGCGAGCAGCAGCGAUCAAUUCAAAACCAAGAGCAUCAAGUAUAAGCCAAAGGCCCGACGAUGGCAUCCAUACAUGAGCACCGAAUCCGCCAGUCGAACUGGAUCGUCCCUCAAGGCCUCUGUGAAGCAUCUCUCAAAUCCAAACGUCAUCUCCCUGGGAGGUGGUAUCCCUUUGAGUGACUUUAUCCCGUUCGACGAAGUCAUUCUGAGACCUCCUUCUCUCGAUAACCUCCGGCAAGGAAAGAAGUCUCCCUCCACAUCACGGACAACUCUGCACGCUACUAAGCACGACAUUGCCGAUGGAACAAGCGUUUACGAUCUUUCCGUAGCUUUGAAUUAUGGCCAAGGCUACGGCUCGGCCCAGUUCAUGCGAUGGAUCACGGAGCACACGGAAAUGGUCCACGACCCGCCUUACGCUGACUGGCAAUGCUCCAUGACGAUUGGCAACACAUCAGCCCUGGACAUGUGCCUGAGGAUGCUGACGGAACCCGGGGACUGUGUCCUGGCUGACAAGUACACAUUUUCCACCGCCAUUGAGACUGCUGUGCCCAUAGGAAUCAAGUUCAUUGGGGUAGACAUGGAUCGUGAGGGUAUGCUUCCCGAUAGUCUUGACGAGAUACUCGACAACUGGGAUCCUGCGGCGCACAAGGGCGCCAGGAAGCCAUCAGUUUUAUACGCGAUUCCGACUGGCCAGAAUCCCACCGGCACCACCCAAAGCCUUCGACGCCGCAGGGCGAUCUACCGAGUAGCCCAAAAGCACGACCUGAUUAUCCUAGAGGACGACCCCUACUACUUCCUGCAGAUGGACACCUACACCUCCCUGGACCAGGAUGGUCUAGUCGCUUCAGAAAUUCAGUCGCCUACUGAAUUCCUCAAGAGACUCAUUCCUUCAUACCUUCGGAUGGAUAUCGACGGACGAGUCAUUCGCAUGGACUCAUUCAGCAAAGUCAUCAGUCCUGGAGCCCGCUUGGGCUGGAUCACGGCACCGGAGCAGCUUAUCGAGCGAUACAAGCACCAUACCGACGUUUCCACCCAGAGCCCUGCAGGCCUGAGCCAGCUGGCCAUCUUCAAGCUCGUUGAUGAGCACUGGGGCCAUGAGGGCUACGUUAAGUGGCUGAUGCACCUGCGCAGUGAGUAUACUAUGAGAAGGGACUUUCUUGUUUCAGCAUGCGAGCGGUAUCUGCCGAAGCAAGUUGUUAGCUGGGAGCCAACCGAGGCUGGCAUGUUUCAAUGGAUCAAAGUCGACUGGAAGCAACACCCCGAUGCGAAUAAUAAGACGGCUGACGUCCUCGAGGAAGAAAUAUGGCUGGAAAGCAUCUCUACGGGAGCCUUGGUGGGCCGCGGCUGCUGGUUCCGCGCGUCAUCGGAUGUGCCCCGUGACGAAGUCUUCUAUCGAACCACUUUUGCGGCAGCCCCGUUGCCCAAGAUUGAAGAAGCCGUAAGGCGGUUUGGCGAAACCAUACGGAAGAUGUUUGAGCUCGAGGAGAAGAGCGUACCAACAACAGACGGUCCAGUACAGGAGAGCCCCCUAAAGUGA
Molecule: messenger RNA, 1635 nt
Organism: Trichoderma citrinoviride
Lineage: Eukaryota; Fungi; Ascomycota; Sordariomycetes; Hypocreales; Hypocreaceae
Product: PLP-dependent transferase
Exons: 3
Coding region: 1-1635 (544 amino acids)
Biological process (GO): aromatic amino acid catabolic process; L-tyrosine biosynthetic process
Molecular function (GO): pyridoxal phosphate binding; aromatic-amino-acid:2-oxoglutarate transaminase activity; L-2-aminoadipate:2-oxoglutarate transaminase activity
Source: RefSeq, a predicted model, not a curated record